Molecule: messenger RNA, 2092 nt
Organism: Molossus molossus (Pallas's mastiff bat)
Lineage: Eukaryota; Metazoa; Chordata; Mammalia; Chiroptera; Molossidae
Gene: FCGR3A
Product: Fc fragment of IgG receptor IIIa
Exons: 5
Coding region: 141-908 (255 amino acids)
Biological process (GO): regulation of immune response; cell surface receptor signaling pathway
Molecular function (GO): transmembrane signaling receptor activity
Source: RefSeq, a predicted model, not a curated record
CUGGUCUGAUAGGGAGUCAAUGAUGUUCCCAGAAAAGGAGUGUGUUGGGUAAUGGACUGAAAAGAAGGCUGCUUGACUUCCUCUCUCGAGUCAGCCAGGGCACUGCAGUGUCUGGUGACUCACUCACUCUCUUGGCCAGCAUGUGGAGGCUGCUGUCCACUGCCCUGCUGCUUCUGGCUUCAGCAAGUACCGGAGCUGGCCAGCAGAAGGCUGUGGUGUCCCUGCACCCGGAAUGGGACAGGCUGCUGGAGAGGGACAAUGUGACCCUGAAGUGCCAGGGGCCCCAGGCUGAGGGGCACAAUGCCACAUGGUGGUGGCGCAGCGGAACCCUCCUGUCAAACCACACCUCCAGCUACUUCAUCGCGUUGGCCACCGUCAGUGACAGCGGGGAGUACAGCUGUCAGACCAGCCUCUCCGAACGCAGUGACCCGGUGCCGCUCCACGUCCAGGCCGCCUGGCUGCAGCUCCAGGCCCGUCGCUGGGUGGUCCAGGAGGGGGACCCCAUCACGCUGAGGUGCCACAGCUGGAAGAAUGUUCCUAUUCACAAGGUCCAGUAUUUCCAGAACGGCAGAGGCAGGAAGUUUUCCCAUCAGAAUUCUGACUUCCACAUCCCAAGGGCAGCAGGCAAACACAACGGCUCCUACUUCUGCAGGGCGAUGAUCGGAACUCUCAACGUGUCUUCUGACGCUGUGAACAUCGUUGUUCAAGCUCUGCCAGCCCCACCCACCUCACUGGGGCUGCCCGUCCUGUUCUGCCUGCUGCUGGGACUCCUGUUUGCGGUGGACACGGGGCUGUAUUUCUCCGUGCAGAGUGACCUUCGCAACUCCCUGAGGAACAGGAGGAAUGACAACGUCACAUGGAGCAAGAGCCCUGAGGACAAGCAGGAGCAGUCAAAGGAGAUCGUCUGAGCCUCUCCGUACUCACAACUCCAUCGUCCCCAACACCCACCUCUGGCGGCAGCGGGACAUCUAUGCCGCAGAGUCUGGGCCGAGGGUCCUUCACCCAACUCUAUUUUCUCCCAGUCUCCAGUGGAAAGGAAGGGCCUAUGAUUUUUUAAAAAUAUUAUUGUCAUUUUUAGUACUCAAUCUGGUUUUUUACUUUUAGUUUUAUGUAUAAUUGGCAUAGAAUGCUCUAUUAGCUGUAGGUGUACAUUGCGAUUCCACAGGUACUGUGCCUCACAAAGCGACCGAAGGGCCUGCGAUCCUCACGGGCCAGCGAAGCCCCCCGAGUGGCUGCCGCGCCAGAGCUCAGGGCCACACAGUCACCUGCCCCAGCACAGCACAGUCUCGGGAGAGGACUCUUAAUGCAUGAGCACUGUUCUUAGAUAACCGAUUGGUAGAUAAGAGAAUGAAUGGCUGAACGCCGUCUGGAUAGUGCUCCGCACCCUGCCACAGGGCAGCUCUCUCGAGGCACCCCAAAACUCCUUCAGACAGACAGUGGCUUCCAGGAGAGACAGCAGAACCAGUGAAGGGGUGGCUGAGAGAGAGCCGAUGGUCCAGGACAGACCAGAGGACACCCCCACCAGGACCAUCUUCCUCAAAACGAGGGCCCUGUAAAAUCAAGGUUAUGAGGGGAGAAGUGGUCCUAGGAAGGGAGCCACAGUUGGGACGGGUGGAACGGACAACACAGAACCAAUCCUGUGCCUGUAGGAAGGAGAGAAGCAUCGCUGUCCCAGGCUAAGCUCCAUGAGCAGGUAUCUCCGUGCCGGGAAAGCGUGAUGAGAAGCAGCCAACCAUGACUGCCCGGGAAAAGGUGGGCACACUGCUGGCCAGGACAGCAAGAAUUAGAGAGGAGGGGCAGGGACUAUGAACCAGAUUUCUGCUCCACUAAUUUGGGUCUAGCUUUGUUCACAUCGUUCAUUAAACAAAUGUCGGAUUAUCGCAGUGAAUGUAAUGAACCCUACUGAGUUCAGUCUCAGCCCUCAGGAACGGGGGUGGGGAGGGAGGAGCACCCGCUGCUUUUGGAAGAAGGCUUUGGCUCGCUCUCUCUGCUUUAGAAGCUUCCAGAGAACACGGUUGAUUCCAGUAAAGCGUUUCACAGGAUUUUGCUUGCUCUCUCAGAUAGAAGAUGGGAAAACCAUCGUAAUAAAACA